Molecule: messenger RNA, 662 nt
Organism: Juglans microcarpa x Juglans regia
Lineage: Eukaryota; Viridiplantae; Streptophyta; Magnoliopsida; Fagales; Juglandaceae
Exons: 4
Coding region: 258-662 (134 amino acids)
Source: RefSeq, a predicted model, not a curated record
GUCUGGUGGACCCCAUUGUAUGGGUGAAGUUGUGUGAAAGGUGGGGCAGCGAUGCCUUCAAGAAAAUUUCAGCUCAAAAUCGGGAGAACCGAAACAAGCAGGCCAUUAAUCACACAUCAGGACGUAAAUCAUUCGUCCGAUUACUUGAGCAAAAGCGCAAUGAGAAUGAGAAUUUGGUCGACUUCUACAAAGAGACGCGUUGGUCGAAGAAAAAGAAUGCAUUUGUCACAGAUGCUACAGAAAGUACUUAUAAGGAGAUGCAAGGUAGGUUGGAUGGCCUAGGACCAGAGCAACGUAGUGAUGAGGCAGCAGCGACUAUCUUUAGGGAGGUUCUUGGCCAUCGACCUGGAUAUGCACGGGGACUUGGGGAAAUGGUCAUCCCCGAGUCAAGUAGACAACGUGACAAAGUUCAAAUGCAACAAUACAUGUCUGAGGCUGAAAAGCACAAGAAAGAUGCUGAACAAUAUAAGAAGGAUGCUGAGCAAUAUAAGAAGGAUGCUGAAGCUUACAAGAGUCAGCUGGAUGAAAUGAGGACAGAGAUGCAGGAGCUGAGGGAGCAUCAGAUAGAAAAUGACAAAGUGAUGCAGUCUUUCUUUAGGGCUUUCCCAUCGUUCACUGAGUCAGUUCGACAGACUCAGUGUAACGAUUCCCCCGGCCCAUAA